Messenger RNA from Penicillium samsonianum, 2715 nucleotides. RefSeq names its product putative quinate pathway repressor protein QutR. Bases 1 to 2715 code for a protein of 904 amino acids. The record is from RefSeq and is a predicted model, not a curated record. NCBI's taxonomy places the organism in Eukaryota, Fungi, Ascomycota, Eurotiomycetes, Eurotiales, Aspergillaceae. Gene Ontology annotation, molecular function: shikimate 3-dehydrogenase (NADP+) activity; 3-phosphoshikimate 1-carboxyvinyltransferase activity; 3-dehydroquinate dehydratase activity. The transcript has 2 exons. Gene Ontology annotation, biological process: chorismate biosynthetic process.
AUGUCCAUGUUAGUACGUCCCCCGAAACGAAAGAUCCACGAGGUCGAGACUCUAGACGAUGGGCCUCGAAAGUACAGCUCAGGGAUCAUGCCCACUCCCAGUGUACACCUUUCAUCCCGACCUCCUUCUCGUCGAUCGAGUGAACACAGAGAUGCAUCCGGAGAUUCGCGUCCACCGUCGCUGAGAGAAUUACACUCGAACCGCGGAUCCCCGGUACUGUUUGAACAUGGCCAUCUUCAAACCCCACGCACCUUCAGCCCGAAGGCAUCCAUCGUAUUGAUCGGAAUCCGUGGCACGGGAAAGUCAAGUCUGGCGGUCAUCCUUGCGGCGACAUCCGGACGACGAUUGAUCGAUGCCGACCGCUACUUUCAACAGAGUGUGGGAUGUUCCCGUGCUGUGUUUAAGAAGGAAAAUGAUGGAUCCGUCUACCGGCAACAAGAGGCGCGGGUCUUUGAGUCGAUGUUGGCAGACAACCAAGAGGGAUGUGUGAUUGCGUGUGGGGCCGGGUCGAUGGAACGCAACGGCCAAAGGCUUCUUAGGGAAUUUGCGCAGUCACAUCCGGUUAUCCACGUUAUUCGAGAUCCAGAGAGCAUCCAGUCGUAUCUCAAAGCGUGGGAUACGCAAAAGGUCCGACAUUUCCUAGAAUUGUCAGGCCCGAUAUAUCGAGGGUGCUCGAAUCUCGAGUUUUUCAAUCUAUCUGAGGCCAGAAGCGAUGAUCUGUACAACGAUAGCGACAAUUCAUCACCGGCGCAUCGAACAGAACCUAGAUCGCAUACCCCCAUUCCGUUUCUAACGUUGAAACGAGUUCAGCGGGACUUUCUCCGCUUUAUUGCCUUUAUCACCGGUGACAUUGCAGAACUUAACAGCCAGCAUGCAUCUUUCCCGCUGUCGCUGUUGCCUGUGGAAUCUCGCAUGUACACAUCUGCAGUGUCAGUACCAUUUUCUAAGGUCUGUGAGACGGGUAUGGAUAUUGAGGAGCUAGAAUUCACUGCCGAUGCCUUCGAACUGGCAGUCGACGUAACAGACUCUUCUGGGCAGCCAGGCCUCAGCUCAGGUCUUGCAGACAGUAUCAGUCAGGCGGUAGCAAUCAUCCGUCGCAACAUCAUUGUGCCGUUGAUAUAUCAUGUGGAAAGCUAUACCCCCUCCACAGGAUCUCUGUCUCCGAGUCAAGUUCCUGUGAGAUGUACCGAUGAAACCUACUUAAACCUCGUCCGACAUGGCUUGCGGCUCUCCACCGGUUUCCUCACAGUAGACCUCACACGUGAGGACAACAUUAUUUCCCAGAUCAUCUCUGCAAGUGGGCGAACCAGGAUCAUUGGCCACUUCGAAGCCUUUCAUCCUCUGCCAGGGGGCUGGGAUGGCGAUGAGUAUAUGAAAGUUUAUGAGCGGGCCAAAAGCCUAGGAUGCGAUAUAGUCCGACUGUGCCAACCAGCCGAGACACCUGAAGACAACCUCGCGGUGCAAAGAUUUCGCCAUCGCAUCCAAAGCCUGCCUGUUGCGGGCAUUUCUCUGAUCGCCUAUAACACCGGCCCUCUUGGCCGCAUGUCUCGCUGCUUCAACCCUAUCCUCUCCCCAGUCACACAUCCGUCCUUAGUAACGGAACUUCCAACUCAUCUACGGUCAUGUAUCACAGCCCGCGAAGCGCAGAAGGCGCUUUAUAGCUCAUUUGCCUUGGACCCGAUGCAAUUCUUUGUAUUUGGCGCCAACACGACAUAUAGUAUGUCGCCCGCGAUGCACAACACUGCUUUCAAAGUCUGCGGUUUGCCGCAUAAUUACUCCAUUCACCAAUCACCUACCCUACGUGGGUUAAAUGACCUUGUGGAAAAUCAAUACUUCGGUGGAUCAAGCGUCAGUCUUCCGUACAAAACAGAGUGUAUUCCUCUGCUCCACUCAAUGUCUGCGCAUGCGCGAGCCAUCGGCGCUAUCAAUACCCUCAUUCCAAUCCGCAACCUCGAUGACCUGGACGACACCCGCCUUCAAGAAUCUUCAGUCUUUCUCCAAAAGAGCCGUGCCGGCCCUAUCAAGGGCCUUCACGGCGAUAACACCGAUUGGAUCGGAAUCUGCAAUUGCAUUCGCCGCGGUCUGUCUCCGGCAAAUGCGGUACGCUCAUCGUCGACAGGCCUUGUCAUCGGAUCUGGUGGAAUGGCCCGCGCUGCAAUUUACUCCAUGAUCCACCUUGGUGUGCAAAAUAUAUUUGUCUACAAUCGUACACUCGCCAAUGCGGAGAGACUGGCACACCACUACAAUCGACAGGAUCUCCACUCAAAAGAGGCCAGCGGGUCUGGCCGUCCCACAGUUCGCAUCAUUGCUUCAUUAUCCGACCCCUGGCCCGAGGACUUCAAACAGCCCACAAUUGUUGUAUCCGGAAUUCCGGCUCAUAGCAUUGGUGGCGAGCUAGCACCCAACUUCCGCAUGCCAACACAAUGGCUAGAGAGCCCGACAGGGGGCGUUGUUGUUGAUCUGGCAUACAAGCCCCUCAAUACCCCUCUUAUGAAACAAACACGAGCUUUAUCCCAUCGUGGUUGGGUAGCCCUGGAUGGUCUUGAUGUUCUGCCAGAGCAAGGUUUCGCUCAGUUUGAACUGUUCACCGGCCGCCGCGCUCCCCGGCGCGUUAUGCGCAGCAUUGUACUCCAAGAGUACAAAGACGACGAAGGAAAUAAUGACCACGAAGCGAUACAAGACAGGUUACAGCAAAUGGACGGACAACCGACUUGA